This is a messenger RNA of Procambarus clarkii (red swamp crayfish), 1383 nucleotides long. Lineage: Eukaryota; Metazoa; Arthropoda; Malacostraca; Decapoda; Cambaridae. The record is from RefSeq and is a predicted model, not a curated record.
AUGAGCAAAUUGAUGCGGUCUUCCUGUUCUUGCAUUGCACGUUGCGGUAUUUUUCUUUCUCGCACACAUGACUGGCUUAGGGAGUGGGUGCAUAGUUCCAGAGGUGCCACUGCAAGUUCCAGAGGUGCCACUGCAAGUUCCAGAGGUGCCACUGCAAGUUCCAGAGGUGCCACUGCAAGUUCCAGAGGUGCCACUGCAAGUUCCAGAGGUGCCACUGCAAGUUCCAGAGGUGCCACUGCAAGUUCCAGAGGUGCCACUGCAAGUUCCAGAGGUGCCACUCCAAGUUCCAGAGGUGCCACUCCAAGUUCCAGAGGUGCCACUGCAAGUUCCAGAGGUGCCACUGCAAGUUCCAGAGGUGCCACUGCAAGUUCCAGAGGUGCCACUGCAAGUUCCAGAGGUGCCACUGCAAGUUCCAGAGGUGCCACUGCAAGUUCCAGAGGUGCCACUGCAAGUUCCAGAGGUGCCACUGCAGUUCCAGAGGUGCCGCUGCAAGUUCCAGAGGUGCCGCUGCAAGUUCCAGAGGUGCCGCUGCAAGUUCCAGAGGUGCCGCUGCAAGUUCCAGAGGUGCCACUGCAAGUUCCAGAGGUGCCGCUGCAAGUUCCAGAGGUGCCGCUGCAAGUUCCAGAGGUGCCGCUGCAAGUUCCAGAGGUGCCGCUGCAAGUUCCAGAGGUGCCACUGCAAGUUCCAGAGGUGCCGCUGCAAGUUCCAGAGGUGCCGCUGCAAGUUCCAGAGGUGCCGCUGCAAGUUCCAGAGGUGCCGCUGCAAGUUCCAGAGGUGCCGCUGCAAGUUCCAGAGAUGCCGCUGCAAGUUCCAGAGGUGCCGCUGCAAGUUCCAGAGGUGCCGCUGCAAGUUCCAGAGGUGCCGCUGCAAGUUCCAGAGGUGCCGCUGCAAGUUCCAGAGGUGCCGCUGCAAGUUCCAGAGGUGCCGCUGCAAGUUCCAGAGGUGCCGUUGCAAGUUCCAGAGGUGCCGCUGCAAGUUCCAGAGGUGCCGCUGCAAGUUCCAGAGGUGCCGCUGCAAGUUCCAGAGGUGCCGCUGCAAGUUCCAGAGGUGCCACUGCAAGUUCCAGAGGUGCCACUGCAAGUUCCAGAGGUGCCACUGCAAGUUCCAGAGGUGCCACUGCAAGUUCCAGAGGUGCCACUGCAAGUUCCAGAGGUGCCACUGCAAGUUCCAGAGGUGCCACUGCAAGUUCCAGAGGUGCCACUGCAAGUUCCAGAGGUGCCACUGCAAGUUCCAGAGGUGCCACUGCAAGUUCCAGAGGUGCCACUGCAAGUUCCAGAGGUGCCACUGCAAGUUCCAGAGGUGCCACUGCAAGUUCCAGAGGUGCCACUGCAAGUUCCAGAGGUGCCACUGCAAGUUCCAGAGGUGCCACUCCAAGUUCCAUAG